Molecule: messenger RNA, 2431 nt
Organism: Enhydra lutris kenyoni (northern sea otter)
Lineage: Eukaryota; Metazoa; Chordata; Mammalia; Carnivora; Mustelidae
Product: GrpE like 2, mitochondrial
Exons: 4
Coding region: 16-795 (259 amino acids)
Biological process (GO): protein import into mitochondrial matrix; protein folding
Cellular component (GO): PAM complex, Tim23 associated import motor
Molecular function (GO): protein-folding chaperone binding; protein homodimerization activity; adenyl-nucleotide exchange factor activity
Source: RefSeq, a predicted model, not a curated record
GUUCGGGGUCCUGGAAUGGGAGCGGCCGCGAAGGCUGCCGGGAAGCGUGGUAUCUCGCUUAUCUCGUCAUUUGGAGCAAUUGCGCAUGCGCUGCCUCCGUCAGCGGAGAUCGGGAAUAUGGCCGCGCGGUCCGUAUGGGCGGUCCGGCGGCUGGUGCAACGCCUCCUGGCCUCGAGUGCCGCGUCCGAAGGCAGGGGAUGGCCGCAUCCUUUCAGCACUGUCACCCAGAGAACUGCUGGUGAGGCCUGCAGUUCUGAGGACCCUCCCGAUGAGCUUGGGCCCUCUCUUGCAGAACGAGCCUUAAAGCUUAAAGCUGUGAAACUGGAGAAGGAAGUCCAGGACUUAACAAUGAGAUAUCAGAGAGCGGUAGCCGAUGGUGAAAACAUAAGGCGGCGAACCCAGAGAUGUGUAGAAGAUGCCAAGAUAUUUGGAAUUCAGAGUUUCUGUAAGGACUUGGUAGAAGUGGCAGACAUUUUGGAGAAGACUACAGAGUACAUUUCUGAAGAAACAGAGCCUGGGGACCAGAAGCUCACUCUGGAGAAGAUCUUCCGAGGGUUAUCACUUUUAGAAGCAAAGCUGAAAAGUGUGUUUGCCAAACAUGGCCUAGAGAAGAUGACACCCAUCGGUGACAAAUAUGACCCUCAUGAGCAUGAACUCAUCUGUCAUGUGCCAGCAGGUGUUGGGGUACAGCCUGGCACCGUGGCGUUAGUAAGGCAAGAUGGCUACAAGCUUCACGGCCGAACCAUUAGACUUGCCAGGGUGGAAGUAGCAGUGGAGUCUCAGAGAAGACUAUGAAUGGGCCAUGAAGAACUGAAUGUUCUCCCAGAGUACAGCCACCUAUGUUUCCUUUAUUUAUUAAACUAGGUUUGUAUUGUACAUGAGGUACUUCAUGUGAUCUGUUUUGGAUUUAGUCAUAUUGGCUUUAUUUCUAAGAUACUCUACUGAUGAAUGUGACCUAUUUGGUCUCAUCAGAAGUCUUGCCAUUGGGCAUUUGAACAAUGUGACAAGUGAUCCUAUGGCCUUUGUCCAAAUAUGUUUAAGAAAAUUAUUUUAAAAUUGGUACUCUGAUGACUGUCAAUUGAAAAGCUUUUUAAAAGUGGAAAUGAGUAUAUGUUUAUGUAUUUUCAACUAAAUGUUUCUUUCUAAUGGUCCCUACAACAGGAAUCUUGUAUUUCAUGGGGAAAGGAGAUGGUAGGGAUUGGUUCAACAUCUGGGUACUUAGAUGAUAAAGCUUUAGAGUUACAUGAAUUUAGAUCAUUUGGGUUGGUUUUUAUACACAUAGAUUUUUAGGACUUCCCCUUUUUAUUAUUUUCCUUUUAGCCAUCUUUUGUCCUUGUAGCCCCCGCCAGGUAUAUUCACACUCAUUGUCCCAUUUACUAGGGCUAAUUAAGGCCCAGGCAAGACUUGGAAGGCAGGGAGUAUCAAGAAAUUCAAGGUGCCAGGUUCCUUUCAAGCAAGUAUGACCAAGAAACCUUGUGCUUUGCUGGGUUACCUUACAAUUCUUUUCAGCCUCCCUAGGUAUAUAAUCAUUUCAGGGAAACCAAGGCAGCACCAAUAACUAAUGACCCAAAUCAGUCUAUGUAGGUAAUUUACCUACAGCUUUUCUCUCCACUAGCCCCUAAAUCUUCCACUUUGUCAAAUUUGCCUCAUCAUCCUUUAUUAGAUUAUGCAGGAGGUGUUCAGGGCAAAAAUGUUAGGUUCCUACUAUUUCUCAUUUCAUUUAGUUAAUGCUGAAUUUCUUUUUUAAUUUGGUACUCACAAAUCACUACCUCUCAUGCUGAUAAGCUUUAUUUUCCAGUUUUUGUAUCUGUCUUAUGUUAUGUAUAUUAACAUCUAGCUGUCCUUUAUGUAUUGGUCUCAUAGAAUUAAGGAGCCUAUGUGUUUAUUUUUUAUUUUUUUCAGUCUUGCUUAUGGCUGGUGUUCUGUAAAGGAUUUGUUCAAUAAAGGAGCAAGUGAAUGACCUAUCAAUCUGACUUUAGAAAGGAGGUCAGUUACGGAGAUUUUAAUGUUAGAAGAGGCCUUAAUGAUGAUCUCAUCUCACCCUUUCAGCUUCUUAAGCAUGAAAACGUCUUUUUAGGACCGGACUCAAAAUGUCUAAAACUAGUAAACUAAAUUUCAGUGAGAACUUGAAUAAGGAACAACUAGAUAUUAACUUUAAUCAUUUAAGAUCCAGCAGUUCUAUAAUGAACAUGCAAAUGUGUCCCCAACGGACAAAGAUUAUUAGACGUACAGCUUGCAUAGGUAGGUUCAGGUUUUUUAAAUUAGUUAUCCAUAAAGUAAAUCCGUUUCUACUGGAAUUUUAUGACCCCAUUCUGUGGAGUGUUACAAGUUACCCUCUUAGACAUCGUAGAUAGUUCCAGCACACUCCACAUAUGUAUCAAUAAAAACAUCCCCCAGUGAGCCCUGCCAUCUCCACCAGAAUUAGAUACUC